UCCUGCCCAAUCAGACCAAGUUGUCGAGUUGUCACGCCUCCUCAUUAUCUGGGACCUCCCAGUUUUCAUCUUGGUCUUUCGCCCAUGAGGACGUGAUAUCUUGACUCUCUGUCAUUUGGAGCAGGUCAGACUAGAUUUUGCAGAUUCAUUGGUGGAUUCUUAAGAUUAGGAGAAUUAGUAGAGAUUAUUUUCCUUUCUGGAACUUCUGAACUAGUUUCCUUCCCUUCAGCGAUAGGGUAGGACUCCUCUCAAGGACUGGGGGGGGGGUGGCUCUUUCCCUUUUCCGAAUCCAGCAGUUUGCUGAAUCAUUACAAGAAUUCUUACUAAAAGAAGUGGGGAGAGUUUUCCUUGGUGCAGGUUAUAGGGGGAUUGCUUGUUUACCUUUCCAGUAAGCACGCAUGCUGUUCUUUUGUCUGGUGGCUGCCAUUUUAAAGCCUCAUGGCUUCUUCUAUGACCGGGCUCGGUCAGGGAUCCUUAUAGCGGCCGCCAUUUUGGAUCCGCGGAACACCUUUUUGACAAAAUUUUGAUUUGCUGCAACAUCUCUGAGGGGCUUGCUAGAGCGAGCGACGGGGGAAAUCCCUUUUGCUGACUUUCUUAUUUGCUUGUGACUGCCGCUGAAGAGGAGGGAGCCUCGCGGUGCGGCAGUGAGCAUUUUCGCGCCUAACAGCUGUUAGGUGCGAUUUCCAACUCAGUUCCCUGAAUAGGUAGAAAGCCUCGAAUUUAGCCCCAUUUGAUUUUAGCUACUUUGGACUGUAUUGGAGGCUCAGCUUAGUCUCCUCUUCCCGUUCCCUUCCCCCUCCCAUUCUCCCUCACGAAACCUAGAACAUCUGCCAUUUUGGGGACAUAUUUCCUCUGGGCAGUGACCAUUUCACACCCAGGCUAGGACGCCAUUUUGUGUGCAAAAAAAGGGCUUGUUUAGCAUAGUUCAUAGAACUUUCAUACAUUGACAUCAUUUGUAUUAAUUUCAUUUUGAGCCUUAGUGUUUCAGAAACUACCUCCCUAUUAAAGACAUCUGUUAUCACAAGACUGUGGAUUCAGCAGCGGCACCGGUCCUUCAGGCCUGAUCGCCAUAUUGCCUGUCUGCCCUUCUGCAUCUAGUGGCUGCUUCACGAUCCUGACCAUCGCCACUAUUGUAGGACACGUGUGAUUUCACCAAUCAUUGCAGAGUGACGGGCGCUUCUGCGCCAAGCGUGAGUUCAGGUUAGCCAGUGAGCCGACUCAGAACAAUCCACGUGAAGUCAGUCCCCCUUCACGGGGGUCUCUGACGUCCCUUGCAGACUGAGUCAGUCCCAAAGUCACCUUUGGGUUGCAUCUCGAUUGAAAUGGCAAAAAACACUGAGCCACAUCCUUUGGACAUGGACAUCACCCCCGUCCAAGCUGAGCUGGCACCAGAGGCAUCUUCAGGUAAGGCCAAAACCAAAUCUAAGCAUGGCAGGAGGGCUGGCACAGCAAGCGACAGGCAGGCCGACCGUACACACAGAACCCUGGAGAAGCAAUUCUCCCGGGCCCAGUGCUUGUCUGCUGAAAGAAGUCUUGAAGUUUUGAGCCCCCCACCACCUGACACGGGAGCGCCUCAACCGUCCACUUCGAGAGCUUGGUCGCCUGAGAGUGUGCAUCAGCAGGUCCUGACUCAGACCUUUGGUCAGGUAGGACCACCUGUAUUUGGGGAGGAUCUUAAUUUGCCCGGCCCAUCGGCAGCACACACCGCUGCUAUCGCACCACCUGCUGCGGGGUUAAGGCCUCCGCUAGAGCAGUCUUUCUCCGGCCAGCUCCAAGAGUGGAUAUCACAGGCUGUGUUCCAAGCCAUGGCAUCAGCGGGUCACCAGCAGACGUCUCCCAUUCCGGGGCCGCCUUCUGCACCAACAACUGCCACACGUCCUUCACUGGAUCGGUCAGGUAUGUUCUCCCCAUCCCAUUCUCCUGAUUCCGACUCUAAUGUUUCAGAUUAUGAGGGAGGUAAGGAAGGUUGGUCGGAUUGUGAGGAACCCACUUAUGAAUCUCAGCCUAUGUCAGAGCUGUUCAAUGCUUCGCUUUUUCCUGCCUUGCUGUGCAGAGCCUGUGAAGCAAGUAAGCUUUCCUCCCACCAGGUCCCAACCCCUCAACCUUCCUCUGAUCAGGAAACUCAUCCCCUGUUUGCUGAACCAGUAGACAAACACCUCCAAAUUCCCUGUCCCCUGUUAUUCCUCAAAAAUAUUCAGGGACAGUGGGAGUCACCUGCUGCUCAGCCGACUCAAGGUGCGACUGAGCGCAAAAUAGUAGACAUGACAAAGACUUUAGCAGAUCUCUUAGAGGUUCCAAAGAUAGAUGAAUCUCUGGCCCCACUAUUUUCAACUGCCAGUCUCCCGGCAGAUGUAUCGGAAGCCCUUAAGGCAGAAGAUAAAAAAUCCGAAAUGGCCUUGCGCAAGGCACAUUUGGCAUCUGCCUGGGCAUCUAAGGCAGCAACAGCCACUUCCUUCUUUGCAAGGAUCUCUAUUACUUGGCUUCGUCAGUUACAGGAAAGAAUUCCACUGGAAGAAACCAGGAUCCAUCAGGAUUUGACCAAAUUAUUAGCCACAUCCGAGUAUAUGGCGGAUGUCUCCCUGUAUUCAGCCAAACAUUCAGCCCGAGCAAUGGCUUCCAGCGUAGUCGCUAGGAGGCUUCUGUGGCUAAAAAACUGGAGAGCCGAAAGCAAACAUAAGUGGUGCACGACCACAGCCCCCUUCAUGGGCGGCAGAUUAUUUGGGGAGGCCCUAACGCCAUAUCAUUGAGAAUAAACACAAACAAAAAGUCAUUUCUCAUGUAGCAAGGAGAACUACCAGAUGGCUCCUCCCUUACAAUCGUCGACAGUCCUUUCGGACUGGGGCCGCAACAGAGUCUGCGCAACCAUCAGCUCCUAAGCCUGAGCGCUCAUUUGAUAGGGCAGGUUAUAGGGACAGAACCAGGUACCAGCCACAAACUAAACAUUCCUUUCGUGGCAGAGGGGGUCGCCCCUUCCGUUGCGGAAAAUGACUCAGAGGCAACCCCUCUCAUUGGCGGCAGACUCACUCUCUUCAUACACCAAUAGGAAAACACGACCACAGACUCCUGGGUUCUGCGCACUAUCAGAGAAGGCCUGUCCCUGGAGUUCAAAUCCAUGCCAUUAGAUCACUUUGUGUCUUGCCCAGCCAUGAGAAACCCUAUAAAAAGGGGCUCAUGGAAGACGCUAUCCAACACCUACUCACCAUCAAGGCAAUAGAGGAGGUUCCCCCGAACCAGGCGGGGCUGGGGUAUUACUCCAUCCUGUUUGUAGUCCCAAAAUCCUCUGGGGGAUGGAGGGCAAUUCUCGAUCUCAAAGGACUGAACCUCCACCUUCAAUACAAGAGGUUCAAAAUGCAAACAUUACAUUCCAUUUUAACCAGCAUCAGACGGGGAGAUCUAUUGACCUCAAUAGAUCUAAAGGAGGCAUACCUACACAUUCCUAUCCUCCCGGAUCAUCGCAGGUACCUGCGAUUCUGUUACGUCAACCGACACUUUCAAUAUAGAAUCCUUCCGUUCAGCCUCUCCUCAGCCCCCAGGGUCUUUACCAAAAUCCUGGCAGUAUUGGCAGCUCACUUAAGGCUGGUCCCAGUAUGGGUCCAGUGUUAUCUGGACGACAUCCUGAUCCAGUCCCUGUCAGUCUCAGCUGCCCAGUCAGAUUUGGCCUUCACCAUAAAGACCCUGUAGAACCACGGCUUCCUGAUAAAUUUCCAAAAGAGCCAGAUGACUCUACCCAACUGCUUCAUCUGGGAGCGGCGAUAGAUACAGACUUGUGCCUCAUGUACUUGUCAGAGGAGAGGCACAGGAGCAUCAGAGACCUGGCACGCAGGGUGAGCAGAGACAGGGCUGUGUCAUUGGCUACGCUUUCACAACUCCUGGGCAAGCUAAUAUCAUGCAUAGCAAUAAUGCCGUGGGCCUGGCUACAUGCCCGGGACCUGCAGUGGUUCCUGCUUCCAUAUCAGAGACAGCAUACCAGUACAUCCAAUCGGUUGGUCAGGGUUCCUCAUCAGGUACGUCUCUCACUCGGCUGGUGGACUUCAUCGGCUAUUCACAAGGGGACCCUGUUCAAGAAGCCCAAUCGAGUUCAGGUGACCACGGACACAAGUCUCUUUGGUUGGGGGGCACAUCUCCAAUCCCAGAUAGCUCAGGGUCGUUGGUCACAAACAGACCUCAAACACAGUAUAAACUGGUUAGAGCUCAGGGCAAUACAUCUAGCUGUCCAAAAAUUCACACUGUAGUCGGACCAGCAUGUACUGGUCUGAACAGACAACGUGGCUGCAAAAGCUCACGUGAAUCGGCAAGGGGGCACCCGGUCCAAAUCCCUCAUAAUGGAGGCUUGAGCAUUGAGGUCAUGGGCAGAGAAACACCUGCUCUCCAUCAGGGCCGAGCAUAUCUCGGGAGAGGCAAAUCGACAGGCAGACUUUCUUAGCAGGUUGAUAGUGGAUCAUUCAGAGUUGAUGUUACAUCCAGUUAUCUUCAGGGAGAUAUCGGACAGAUUUGGUCGUCUGAUCGUGGACCUGUUUGCCUCCCUGGGGAACGCUCAGCUGCCCAGAUUCUUUUCUCGGUUCCCCUCCUGGGGAGCAGAGGGGACAGAUGCGCUGCGCAGCAAGUGGCCACAAGGUCUGUUGUAUACCUUUCCUCCAUUGCCUCUGCUUCCAGCAGUAAUCAGGAAGAUUCUGGAGGAGCAGGUGGAAGUGGUCUUCAUCGUUCCUUACUGGCCCAGGAGGCAGUGAGUCUUUCAUACUCAGCCUCGUGGAGGAUUCCCGACAGCAUCUAGACCCCCAAUGGCUUCAAUUGACCACCUAGCACUUGAACGCCGCACCUUGAUUAGGGAGUCUUAUUCGGAGGAGAUGAUCGCUAUGAUCCAGGUGGCCAGGAGGCUGACAACGAACCGUAUUUAUGACCAUGUGUGGAAGACUCUGUCACUGGUGCGACAAGAAUCAUCAUCAUAGUGAGAUCAAAGAAUGUCAGGGAACUUCAACUGCAGUAGCAAGCAGUGAUGAAUCUCAUACUUCUACUCCAGGAAAAAUGAGCCAGCGUCACGGGAAAGAAGGGUAUCUUACUCCAACCAAAGAAUUACACCAACUUUCUUUCAGUCUAGGCCAAGGCCAUGGUUUUGAUAGAGGGAAAGAUGAUGCUUCGCAAAAUAAAGAUGAUCCUUCACAAUCAAUGUCAAAAAGUAAGUCAGAAUCUAAGAUAUAUAAUGGAUCAGAAAAGGACAUCCCUGCUUCCUCUCCCACUACCAAACUCACAAAGAAGGAGUCCCUUAAGGUUCAAAAGAAAAAUUACAGGGAAGAAAAGAAAAGAGCCACUAAAGAAUUACUCAGCACUAUCACAGACCCAUCAGACAUUGUUAUGGCUGAUUGGCUGAAGAUUCGUGGUACAUUGAAAAGUUGGACCAAACUUUGGUGCGUGUUGAAACCAGGAGUAUUGCUAAUUUAUAAAACACCUAAAAAUGGCCAGUGGGUGGGAACAGUACUUCUGAAUGCUUGUGAACUCAUUGAGCGGCCUUCCAAAAAGGAUGGAUUCUGUUUCAAACUUUUCCAUCCUUUGGAACAGUCUAUCUGGGCUGUUAAGGGUCCUAAAGGUGAAGCUGUUGGCUCUAUAACACAGCCAUUACCCGGUAGUUAUUUAAUCAUUCGAGCAGCUUCAGAAUCAGAUGGUAGAUGUUGGAUGGAUGCAUUGGAGCUAGCUUUAAAGUGUUCAAGUUUGCUCAAGCGUACAAUGAUUAGAGAAGGUAAAGAACAUGAACUGAAUUUAGCAGAUAGUACACAUGUUUCAUUCUACGGUCUGCUGCGUGCAAACAACGUUCACAGCACUGAAAGUUUCCCGUUAAAUGACAGUGAAAUUGAAAGACAUUUUAAAGAUUCAGAUAUGUACUCUGAUAAAUCAGAUAGAGAAAACGACCAUGAUCGUGAUGAGUCAGAUAAUGAUGGUUUGGUAGAAAGUGACACAGAUACAUCAGAGAGACAGGAUGAUUCAUAUAUUGAUCCUGAACCUGAUCAUGUAAAGGAAACAAUUUACAUAGAAGAAGGCAGUGAAGAACUGGGGGAGGCAGGAGAAGCUUCUCAAACAGAAAUAGUUUCAGAAGAAAAUAAGAGUUUGAUCUGGACGUUGUUGAAACAAGUACGCCCUGGAAUGGAUCUCUCCAAAGUGGUACUACCUACAUUUAUAUUGGAAACACGUUCUUUCUUGGAUAAACUCUCUGAUUACUACUAUCACGCAGACUUCUUAUCUGAAGCUGCCCUUGAAGAGAAUGCUUACAAUCGAAUGAAAAAAGUUGUGAAGUGGUACUUGUCAGGAUUCUACAAAAAACCAAAAGGACUUAAAAAACCUUACAAUCCUAUACUUGGUGAGACUUUUCGUUGUUUGUGGAUUCAUCCAAAAACAAAUAGCAAAACUUUUUAUAUUGCUGAACAGGUGUCUCAUCAUCCUCCAAUAUCUGCCUUCUAUGUAAGCAAUCGAAAAGAUGGGUUUUGCCUUAGUGCUAAUAUUUUGGCCAAAUCCAAGUUUUAUGGAAAUUCAUUAUCUGCCAUUCUGGAUGGUGAAGGCCGACUGAUGUUCCUAAACAGAGGAGAAGACUAUGUAAUGACUAUGCCAUAUGCACACUGUAAAGGGAUUCUAUACGGCACAAUGACUUUGGAACUUGGGGGAACUGUUAGCAUCACAUGUGAGAAAACUGGCUACAGUGCAGUCCUUGAAUUCAAGCUAAAGCCAUUUUUGGGGAACAAUGAAAAUGUUAAUCAAAUAAUGGGGAAAAUUAAACUGGGAAAAGAAGUUCUAGCCACUCUAGAAGGCCAUUGGGACAGUGAAGUUAUUAUUAGGGAUAAGAAAACAGAUGCUUCAGAGACAUUCUGGAAUCCAACACCUGAGAUCAGACAGCACAGAUUAAGAAGAUACACAGUGAAGUUUGAGGAACAAGGUGACUUUGAAUCAGAAAAACUUUGGCAACAUGUGACUCGAGCUAUAAAUAAUAAAGACCAAAUAGAAGCAACUCAAGAAAAAUAUAUUCUGGAAGAAGCUCAAAGGAAAGCUGCCAAGGAAAGGAAGGCACUAGAUGAAGUGUGGGUCUGCAGACUAUUUGAGCCAGAUCCACUUACAGGAGAAUGGAAUUACAGAUAUGCAGAUACAAGACCAUGGGAUCCACUGAAUGACAUGAUACAGUUUGAAAAAGAUGGCAUUAUUCAAACCAAAGUGAGACAUCGGACACCAAUGGUUACUGUUGCAAAAAUAAAACGGUCUGCUAAGUCUAAGAAAGAAGAAUGUGGCUUCUCCUCACCAGAGCCUGAUAAUCCAGACUCAUCAGGAAGUGAAGCACAACUCAAACAUAACACAAGAAUCCGAAAGAAAACAGUAGAUCUUGCUGAACUGCAAAGUGCCAUUGAAUCUAUAAAGUUAACACAGGAAGAUAUUCGGAGGGACAUUACAGCAUUAAGAACACGAAUGACUUCAAGUUUGCCAACGCCAGAUAAUAACUUCUUUCAAUUCAAGCACUAUGUCUUCAUUUUGCUGAUGGUUCUUCUGCAACUUAUAAUCAAUUACUUAUUCAAAUAGAAUAUCUGGACAGAAGAAUAUCUAUGAAAUAGAAUUAUUACAGGAUUAUUAUCUUCAUGGGACCAUCUUUAAAGCUUGGUUUGGCUUCAAAUAAGGCAAUAUUAUCUAGGGGCCCAGAAGAUUCAGACCUUUGACUCAAAAGAUUGGACUCAUAUGGAAAAUAGUUUAUUAUUCCAUCCUAGCCAGAUGACAUGGACAAUGCUUAUGUGCCAGUACUUCCUCUUCACAUCUUCCAAAUGCUGGAUAACUGCCUUGCAUGUUCUAAGGUGUCAUAAACUAUUAUAAAUACCAGUAUAGUAUAUACCAGUUUGGAAUUUGAGGACCCUGUUUUGUUAUAAUCAAUCCCUAUUGGACAUGCUAGCAAAAGAAGUAAAUUUUGACCUAAGACUUUUCUUCCUAAGUUUAAUCAACCUUACUUCAAUAAGAAAAUAAUGCCAAGGGAUAACUGCAGAAAAAUUAAACUACUCAGCUGUUCGUGGUCAUUAAGAACAUGUGAGCUAUUAAUCAUCAACAUCACAUUAACUGCAUCAAUUUUCAGGGAUAGUUAAUGACAGUUUUUCCCUUAGUUUGUAACAGUGGAUCUUUGCUAAUAGUAUUAGUCAGUUUAAGAGAAAAAACAUCUCAGCUGUCCAGAGAAGUAAACAACUUUUGUGCCAAGCAGUAUUUUGAUUCCUUUCUUCCCAAAUUGAAACUCUUAUUGACUGUUACUGUUUAUUUAACUUUAGGGAUGCUAAUAAUGAGAUGCAGAGGAAUAGAAACUACAUUAUUUAGACAAUGUAAAAAAGAAAGCUAUUUUAAGUUAAUCAUAAAAUUCUUAGGAUUUACAUAUAAGAUCCUAUCUGUAUUUUAAAAGUAUGUUAAUAUUUGUUUUGUCCUUUCACGUUACAUAAUUUGAACAUAACUGCAUCUGAAUAUUUAUACUGUAAAAAUAAAUUUUGGGUAGCAACAUUUUAGUUCCAAGAAUAAGUGACUCUGGAAAGUUCAUCUGCUACUCAGUUCCUGUUUAAGAAAUAUUUGGCUUUAAAUGGUUCAGAAUAUAGCACAUUUACCCUUACUUUCUGUAUGCUAAAAUAUUGAGCUGUUUUACUGAGUCUCUGUAAGUAAAUUCAGCAAAUCUGGAUUGGGCUGCAUUAAAUUUAAAAAGAUAGAUCAAAUUACAACUACAUUACUCCCACUAUUCUAUUUUUUUAUAUUUUACAUAGUAUUUACUGAAUACUUAUAGUCAAUUUACAGAACAGCAAGAAGCAUAUAUCUUACAUGAUUUAUAUAUUUAUAGCAAAUAUAAAGUUUUCAUUUAGAGAUACAUAAUUUACAUUUGGUCAGUUCAGGAUUCUAGUACAUCCAUCCCAAACCUACCUGUUUUAAAGAUGUUGGAAUACUUCAAAAUGGAGUUUUAUAACAUCUGGGAAUUACUUUUCCAACAUCUUCUGAGAAUACCAGAAUGAAAAAAGUAGCUGUAGCCCACAGUUACAGUUUCCUGCCUGCCUUAAAUUAUUAUGUUUUAAAAGUGCUACAGUUUAGAAUGAAAAAUGUAUUACAAUUGGAGUAAACUGGUUGAAUGCAGCCAUAAUUCAGAUGCUUUAUAAAUUGAUUGAAAUGCAGUUACUGGUAUGUAUGAUUUUAUAAAAGAAUAGCAUAAAGUACAAAUACAUAUGUUCUGAUUUAUAUUUAUUUAUAUGCAUUUGGAGCAACUACCUAUCUGUACAUAAAUGUUCAGUGAUUGUAACUGUUGGAUUUAUUUGGUUUCCACUGUUUUGAUUGUGUCUCCUAAUAUAAAUACCAUAUUACAUCUAUUUCUGUGUGCUAAUAUGUCUUCAGUUAUAGCUGAACUAUUAUUCAGAUGCUUUCUUUUAAACAUUUCUCUUCUAAUUUCCCAAAUCAGUUACAUUUUCAGUUACAUUGUUCGUAUUACUGGAGUCUAAAGCACUCCUGUGUCAAGCACAGCUUAAAAGUUUAACAUUUUUUUUGCAUCUUCAAGUAAGUUCCUGAUGUGAACUGAGGAAUCUGUUGCCUAACUACUUUUUGUACAAUAUGUCUGGUUAUAACCCAGUCAAUACAAUGUUUAUAUGAUAUUUAGUUUUAUGAAUAUGAUUCUACAUUCUUUCAUCUAGAUUUUUUCCUGCAUAUACUAAUAAGGAAACUGUGACCUGAAAGUUUGUAGACCUCUAAGGCAAUAGUUUCCUUAUGACGUUUAGUACUUAAAAGUAAAAAAUAAUCAGAAUUGUGUGUUGACUUGUUUGUGUGUUUGUUUAAAAGAAAUGCACUAUUAGCCUUCAAUGUGCCAUGUAAUCAUCAAUAUAACUACAAUGAAAUAUGUUGUGUAAAAUAAUAAGUACACUACUUGCAAUAUAUAAUUCUUGUAUCCUACGCUGGGCUGCUUUUUAACUUUUAGUUAUCGCUUAAGAGUAUAAUAUACUCAUUUUUCAUGAAAAAGUUUCUUUUGACAACUAUUCUGUAAAAUAUAUCAAAUGAUUUUACAGCUCACUGCCCUCCUGUGCCUUCAGGAAGAUCUUCUUGCCAACUCAACAUUAAUGAAAUGGGAUGAGAGUAAAAGUUGUUUUAUUCACCAUGAUGUUAUUUCUUGUCUGGAUGGAUGUUUCUUCUUUAAAUUUUUAAUGCUAUUAUAUAUAUAUAGGAUACCUAACUGUGAACUAAGUGAUUACUGUGUUUCUUUCCUAAUUUUUUGGGCAUCUUUUGAGAGUGGGUGAUAAGAUACUUGAUUUAUAACAGUGCCUUGAUGGAGUUCGCACAGCAAUGAGGUAUGUAUAUAUAAGUAUAUUUUCAAAGUUGUACCAUAUCUAUUCAGAAAUGUUGUGGUAUCUGUUACUUUCAAUUUUAAUUUGGGGAAAAUGUAAAAGGAUGUAUAAUUACAGACAAAUACAUCAGUUUUUUUUCUUUUGAUAACUAUGAAGGACCCAAUAUUGGAGUACAUAUUCUUGUACAAUGAAACUGCAAUGUUGUUUGUUAAUAUUAAAAAAUAGCCAUAAUAAAAUUCUAACCACUGACAACCAGCUUCAUUUUUUUUGUUUUAACAAAGUGUAGAUUUCUGAGCAAAAUGACUUGAGGAUUAAAAUAAAAAUAUGUACAAUGUUUCAAUGGGAAAGACCUGUUCUAAUAUUUCCUUGUAUAGAUUAAGUAUCCACUUGUGUAAUGAUGUAAAUCUUGGCUAUUUAAAUGAGUAGCCUUCCACCCUUCUUGAAAUCUUCAUUUUUUUCCCCUAGUUUCUGGAAUAAACUUGUUAGCAUUUUUAAUUCUCUUGCCCUUUUUAUUUUAACACUCUGGAGUUUUAUACUGCUUUACAUUUUUUAAAUUGAAAAUAGGCUGUUGUAUGUUAAGGACCAGUGUUUAAUCCAAUGCAUAUAAUACAUGUAAUGAAAAAAAUAUGAAAACAUUUACUCAUAUGUAUGUAUGCAGGAAACUCCUAUUUCUGUAAGUUUCCUAUUUUUGCCUAUCAUGUAAAAUACCAUUAUUAUCGCACUGUUUUCUUUGCAAAUCAUGCUGCAUGCAGUGUGAUGGAGGAAAUUAAUUCCUUUGAAUGUACUGUGUGUUUCAUGCAUAAUUAUAUAGCUGAGUUCAAAAAUUUGUUUAGAAGUAUAUUUGUAAAUUUAAAAUUCUACCACUGGUCAGUAGUUUUGUACAAUUAUAGAAUAAAAAGCUGUAAUCAAUAAUAA
Molecule: messenger RNA, 11219 nt
Organism: Crotalus tigris (Tiger rattlesnake)
Lineage: Eukaryota; Metazoa; Chordata; Lepidosauria; Squamata; Viperidae
Gene: OSBPL8
Product: oxysterol binding protein like 8
Exons: 23
Coding region: 4894-7548 (884 amino acids)
Cellular component (GO): membrane; cytosol; intracellular membrane-bounded organelle
Molecular function (GO): cholesterol binding
Source: RefSeq, a predicted model, not a curated record